Amphiprion ocellaris (clown anemonefish) is the source of this 4111-nucleotide messenger RNA. RefSeq names its product pre-mRNA processing factor 4Bb (gene prpf4bb). NCBI's taxonomy places the organism in Eukaryota, Metazoa, Chordata, Actinopteri, Pomacentridae. Gene Ontology annotation, molecular function: protein serine/threonine kinase activity; ATP binding. Bases 87 to 3140 code for a protein of 1017 amino acids. Gene Ontology annotation, biological process: mRNA cis splicing, via spliceosome; peptidyl-threonine phosphorylation; peptidyl-serine phosphorylation. The record is from RefSeq and is a predicted model, not a curated record. The transcript has 16 exons.
UCGGGGGUCACGUUAGCCUUUUUAUAUCGUCACAUUCCAGCUGCUCCAAAUCAGCGAAGAAGAAAAGGCCCCCUCAGCUGAGGAAAAUGGCCGACGUUGAGAUGGACAUCACGUCCAGAAGAAUGAAUAAUGGCAACGAACACGUGAAACAAGAUCUGGAAAGCCAUGAAAGAAGUGGAAACGAGGACAGUGGCGACAUGUCUGAGGAAGAAGAGGAGGAAGAGGAGGAUGCUGAAACUAAUGGUGAGAAGACAGAGGAGGGGUCCAAACAUCACAGCAGCAGCGGUAAACACAAGAGGAAAAAACACAAGCAUCGUAGUAAGCACAAAAAGCACAAACAUGCCUCUGAAGAGGACAAGGACCGAAAACGCAAGCAUCGUCACAAACAUAGGAAACACAAACGCAAAGAAGGAUCCUCACCCUCUGGUGCUGUCCUCUUUGGCUCCUCAACUCAUAGAAAAGUUGAAUCCUCUCCCUCUUCUGGAAAUCCAAGUCUGGACGACCGAGCCUUGCUGGAGGAUUUGGAGAAACAAAGGGCCAUGAUCAAAGCUGAGCUGGACAGCCAGUUGAUGGAGGGCAAGGUUCAGUCUGGCAUGGGUUUGAUCCUUCAGGGGUAUAACUCUGGAUCUGAAGAGGAUGGAGAUGCAAGGUUCAGAAAUGGAGAACAGCGUCAAAGGGGCAGCUCAGGUAAACCCAUAUCUCCCAGAGGGGGAAAAGGUGGGAAAUCUAGACGGGACUCAACAGAGGGCAGUAAAACCAGCUCUAAGCGUCGUAGUCGGAGUAAGUCUGCAGACAGGCCUGCCAAGGAGUCUAAGCAAGACAAGGUGACCAAAGGCACCAAGGACACAGGUGCUAAAGACAGAGGCCGUGGCAGGAGCAGGUCAAAAGACAGAAAGCAUUCAGACAGUACUGAUAGGUCCAAGGAGAGAAGGAAGUCCAGCUCUCCUUCCAGCUUUAGAGGAGAGCAGAGAGUCAGCCGCGCUGAUAAACGUUCCUCUCCACAACGGGAUGACAGACCAAACCAGGACAGAGCAAGCCGGCGGUCCAGAUCACCUGGGAGAGAACGGCCAAGUCGCUCAGAAGCUGACCGGGACAAGCGGCCAGCAAAGUCCCCAUCCAAGGACGCUUCAUCAGGAAAAGAGAACCGGUCCCCUCAUAGGCGAGGGCCUCACAGCCCUAUGAGGAAACGCAGUGCUUCCCCUCGCCACAGAGAUGCCCACCAUCCCUCGGCUAGUGCCUCAGACAGGACAUCUAAGCAGAGCCACUCUCCAUCCAGAACAAGGUCCUCACCCAGGAGAGGCCGCAGCCGCUCAACAGACACCAGGAGAAGGGAUGCUGACAGGCAGGACUCACCGCUGAGGAAGCGCCCCCGGCCAGAUGCAGGACCAGGCAGAGAUAGAUCACGAGAAAACAGCCCUAGAUCAUCCUCUCGCCGCAGGAUGAGUCGCUCACCUCUAAGACGAAGGUCCCCAUCACCGCGGCGACGCUCCCGCUCAUCCCCCCGCAGACGGAGCAGGUCUCCACUGAGACACAGGUCUGAUGAAAGAGACAGAUAUGGUCGACUCCGACAGUAUAGACGCUCAACAUCUCGUGAUCGGGAGAGAAGAAGAAGGCGCAGCAGAGAUGAAGACAAGUUUAAGGGCAGUCUUUCAGAGGGCAUGAAAGUCGACCAGGAGUCCUCAGAGGAAGAAGUAUUGGAGGACUUUGAUGGUGAGGAGAUCGAUGAAGAGGCUCUCAUCGAACAGCGCCGCCAGCAGCGCAUGGCCAUUGUCCAGAAAUACAGGGUCGUGAACGAGGAUACCAACAUGAUAUCGGAGCCCAGCAGCCCCCAGAGCAGCACACGUAGCCGUUCACCCUCGCCCGAUGACAUCUUGGAGCGAGUAGCCGCAGAUGUUAAGGAGUAUGAACGAGAGAACCUCAACACCUUUGAGGCCAACAUCAAAGCCAAGCACAACCUCAUCGCCCAGGAGAAAGACGGAUCCAACCCAAAGAAGCCUUCAGCCCCUGACAUGUUUACAGAGUCGGAUGACAUGUUUGCUGCUGACUUUGAUAGUGCCAGGAUGAGAGCAGCAGGUGUAGGAAAGGACUUCAAAGAGAAUCCCAACCUCAGGGACAACUGGACCGAUGCUGAGGGUUACUACCGGGUGAACAUUGGGGAGACGCUGGACAAGCGCUAUGAUGUUUAUGGCUACACGGGCCAGGGUGUGUUCAGCAACGUGAUCCGAGCCAGGGACACUGCCAGGGCCGGCCAGGAGGUGGCAGUGAAGAUCAUCCGAAACAACGAGCUCAUGCAGAAAACUGGUUUAAAAGAGUUGGAAUUCCUCAAGAAGCUGAAUGAUGCUGAUCCUGAUGACAAGUUCCACUGCCUUCGCCUUUUCAGGCACUUCUACCACAAGCAGCAUCUUUGUCUGGUCUUUGAGCCUCUGAGUAUGAAUUUGCGAGAGGUGCUGAAGAAAUACGGCAAAGAUGUUGGACUCCACAUCAAGGCUGUGCGAUCAUACAGCCAGCAGCUCUUCUUGGCUCUCAAGCUGCUUAAACGAUGCAAUAUCCUCCACGCUGACAUCAAGCCAGACAACAUCCUGGUAAAUGAAUCAAAGACCAUCCUGAAGCUGUGUGACUUCGGUUCUGCAUCACACGUCGCGGACAAUGACAUUACACCGUAUCUGGUCAGCAGAUUUUACAGGGCUCCAGAAAUCAUCAUAGGAAAACCAUACGACUACGGCAUUGACAUGUGGUCUGUGGGCUGCACUUUGUAUGAGCUUUACACUGGCAAAAUUCUGUUUCCUGGAUCUUCCAACAACCACAUGAUCAAGCUGGCUAUGGACCUCAAGGGCAAAAUGCCCAACAAGAUGAUCCGCAAAGGCUUGUUCAAAGACCAGCACUUCGAUCAGAAUUUGAACUUCCUGUACAUUGAAGUAGACAAAGUGACUGAAAGGGAGAAGGUGACGGUGAUGAGCACCAUCAACCCCACCAAAGACCUGCUGGCAGACAUGAUCGGAGGCCAGCGACUGCCUGAGGACCAGAGGAAGAAGGUAAUGCAGCUGAAGGACCUGCUGGAUGGCACGCUGAUGCUGGACCCAGCCAAGCGCAUCAGCAUCAACCAGGCUCUGCAGCACCCCUUUAUCCAGGAGAAGAUCUGACCCACUGAACGCCACACACUCCCAGAGCAGACGGACAGAAGCAGCUCUGACAGGAGCUCUGCAGUGAGGCAGCCAACCCACAGACUUCUUUUCAGAAUGUCUUUGUUUUUUUUUGUUUUUUUUUUUUUUGUUCUUCCUCAACAUUAUUUUGUUUAUGGAUACAUAAUUGUGUUUCAUUGUAAAUAGAUCAUUGAAAUGGUAGCCAUUCUUGAAGACACUGAUUUUUGCAGUUAUUGUAAACUUCCCCUCAUACCCCGCAAUGCAGUUAACUUUUUUUUUUUUUAUUUAACUGGCAUUGGAGUGACAGAUGUUUAAAAGAAAAAAAUAUAAUUCCUGUAAAUACUGUAUGUCUAUUGCAUUAACAAUCUCAAGCAGCAGACAGUUAAAUUUCGUCGUAGUUGCAGAUGUCUAAUUACAUCUUUUCUUUUUUUAACCACAUUGCUCAUUGUGGGGCGAUGCAUGCUUUUGAAUGUGCACCCUUUGUGCUCUAGAUUUCUGUGGUGCAGGCCUGUGUAAAUGCUCUGUAUGUGCAUCAGUGUCCCACAUGUGACAGCAGACGCCCCUCUAACCAAGUCCUCAGACCUUCAGGUUUGAGCUGAAGGAAUAGAUGCAUUCACCUUAUGUACUCCUUUUUUUCAACACAGGUAGUCAUUGUUUUUUGUUGCUGGACAUUUCCAUGUUUUUUUUGUUUUUUUUAAACCUUUCUCUCCCUCCAGUACUCUGGCUCGGCCCCUGGCUCUUAAGGCUCUCACAUUCAAGUGCCUCCUGUAUGAGCCUCGUAUGUUAAAACACCAAACAAUGCUGGCCUACUGAAGCCUCACCUAUGACCCUCCACUCCCAUUGCUGUAUAUAGCCCAUAGUUACUGUCAUUUCAUGUAUGAUUUAUUUGUCUUUUUCCAUUAAGUGGUUAAAAAAGAUCCAAUCUUGUGAGUUCAAUAAAGAGUAGUUGUGGAAACGCUGCUGAAAGAGCA